AUGGCGGCCGGGAGGUUCCUGCUGUACGCCGGACUGUCGCUGUCUCUGUGCGCGCUGGCUAUGCUCGCGGUGGCGAUGUGCUCCGAUCACUGGUACGAGACCGACGCCAGGCGGUACCGCGAGCGGUGCCGCAGCUUCACGAGCCGCCGCAAAGACCCGGGCUUCAUCUACAUCCCCAACAACAGCCUGCCGCUCCGCGCCGCGCGGCAAGACCACCGCCUGCCGCUGCCGCGCAGCCGCAGGCAGCUGUUCGCCAUGAGCGCGGCGGACGAGUGUAACCGACAAUACAACUCGACCAACACCGGCCUGUGGAGGCACUGCCUCCGCCACGGCUACGACCAGGAGGCGGAGGAGCACAUCCGGAGAGGUCUGGUGUCUCGUUGUUCUUAUAUAAAGUAUCAUUAUUCUUCAGCCACGAUCCCCAAGAACCUGUCCUACAACAUCACCAAGACCAUCCGCCAGGACGAGUGGCACGCCCUGCAUCUUCGGAGGAUGACCGCGGGCUUCAUGGGGAUGGCGGUGGCCAUCAUUUUGUUUGGGUGGGUGGUCGGGGCCCUCGGGUGCUGCUGGGACCGAGGCCUGAUGCAGUACGUGGCCGGACUCCUCUUCCUCAUGGGAGGGACCUUCUGCAUCAUCUCUCUGUGCACGUGUGUGGCCGGGAUCAACUUCGAGCUGUCCCGUUUCCCGCGGUACCUGUACAGCCUCCCGGACGACAUCGGCCACGGUUACGGCUGGUCCAUGUUCUCGGCCUGGGGCGGUCUGGGCCUGACCCUCAUCUCCGGGUUCUUCUGCACCCUGGCCCCGUCCGUGCAGCCCCUGCCCCGCUCCACCUGCCCCAAGAGCCGCCACGAGAACGGGACGGUGUGCUAA
Messenger RNA from Boleophthalmus pectinirostris (great blue-spotted mudskipper), 870 nucleotides. It is a transcript of the gene tmem178bb, whose product is annotated as transmembrane protein 178Bb. The record is from RefSeq and is a predicted model, not a curated record. The transcript has 4 exons. Gene Ontology annotation, cellular component: membrane. NCBI's taxonomy places the organism in Eukaryota, Metazoa, Chordata, Actinopteri, Gobiiformes, Gobiidae. Bases 1 to 870 code for a protein of 289 amino acids.